Messenger RNA from Menidia menidia (Atlantic silverside), 5013 nucleotides. The record is from the annotation of a GenBank genome assembly. NCBI's taxonomy places the organism in Eukaryota, Metazoa, Chordata, Actinopteri, Atheriniformes, Atherinopsidae.
AUGUCUCCUCUCAGAGGGCAGCUCCCUGCCUCUCCUGCCCAGUUUCAACACAGUGAAGCGCUUGUGAGUUUCCCUGAAAUCCGGGAACAAAGCCCAUCUUUGAUGAGCGCCGCCCCCAGGGUCCUGGAGCGCUACCGGGCCCGGACCCAGGAGCAGACGGCCCUGAACCGGGGCCUCAGCCGCUCCAUGGGCUCCCUGCCCAUCCAGGACCUGCUGAGGGGGGACGAGGGCGCCGGGCCGCAGUACCCCCCCUCCGACUAUCACGCCAACUCCGAGUCCCCGUCGGAACUCUACCCCAAGCCCCCCUCACUGCAGUACCAGAGCUCUUACCCCUACCUGCACCCCUUCCACCCGCAGCAGAAGGGCCGGCCGGUGGAGCUGGACCGCCGCUCUCUGGCCUUCUACGGCUCAGAGGCGGCCCCGGUCCAGGCCUCCAGGAAGACCUGGGCCUCCUCGGUGGACCUGGCCUGCAUCGACCCGGAGGCGCUCCGCUUCGGGGCUCUGGAGGACGCCCGGAGGGGCAGCAGCGCCCUGAGCACGCACUCGGUGGGCCGGCUCAAAGCGCCCCUGCUGGCCUCCCGGGAGAGGGACUCUCUGUACUCAGAGUUCGGGGGGCUGAGGAACCGGAAGCAGUACCACGUCUCGGCCCUGUCCGUGGGCUCGGGUCUGAGCGGGGCCUACGACAAGAUAAAGGAAAGGCAGCGGAAACUGCAGGUGUUCCGAAAAGCCGGGGACGAACAGUAUGAAGGAGGGGAGGGGUUCCUGCUGGCCCCGCCCAUCCCUUUCUGCGACAGUGAUGGGCCGGCAGCGGUCAGUGGUGUGGCGCUCCACGGGGACCCGGUCCACACCCACCAAAGGUACCACAGCGAUUACAGCUCCUCCAGCGAAAGCCCCUCGCUGACCUCCUCCGACCCAGAGUACAGACAAGCCAAGAAACCGGGUGAGGGGGCGAGGUUGGGCUCCCAGCUGGCCCUCUCAGCGGAGCUGGACGGCCAGUCUCUGACCAGUCACAGCACACACAGGCUCAGGCAGCAGGAGGGCGCGGCCGACGAGGGUCUGGCGGGGGCCGAGCUGCUCCUGCAGCGGCAGGAGGAGGAGGUGCAGCGGCUGCAGGCCCACCUGGCCAACCGGCUGUCCCGGGCCAACCUCUACCCGCUGGACGAGCCCCUGCUGCCGCCGCACGCCUCCCUGCUGGACCUCCAGGACCCCCUCUACACCGCCACCGCGCCGCUCCGCAAAAGCAAGAACUUCCACGGACCCGAGUUUGUGAAGCUGGCCGGGGAGCCCUGCGUCGCCCUGUCCGUGCCCUCUUCAAUAAUGGUGAGGCGAGGCGUGCCGUACGCCGCCCUGGUUCCAAAACUUCCCCUUUUUUCUAAACGGAGCUUCUGCUCUGAACGGCAGAAACGCGGGAAGGCCGACGAGAGGAAGGUGGGGGUGGUGCUGCUGAACGGCCAGAGGCUGGAGCUGACCUGCGACCUCAAAGCUGUGUGCAAAGACGUCCUGGACAUGGUGGUGGCCCACGUGGGGCUGGUGGAGCACCACCUCUUCAGCCUGGCGUGCCUCAGAGAAAACGAGUUCUUCUUCAUCGAACCUGAUGCCAAACUCAUCAAAGUGGCCCCCGACGGGUGGAAGGAUGAUCCGAAAAAGAGACGGUCCGAUGUGCCUUUCAACCUUUUCCUGCGCAUCAAAUUCUUCCUGGACGACGUCAACCUCAUACAGCACGCUAUGACCAAGCACCAGUACUACCUGCAGCUGAGGAAGGACAUCCUGGAGGAACGGGUGCGCUGCAACACAGAAAACGCCAUGCUGCUGGCCUCCCUGGCUCUGCAGGCCGAGUUUGGCGACUACCAACCGGAGCUCCAUGGGAAGACCUAUUUCAGGCUGGAGCACUACCUGCCGGCGUCCAUCUUGGAUAAGGUGGACCAGACCACUCUUAGGGAAGAGCUGCCCAAACUUCACAACAACUACUACGGAUCGUCGGAUUCAGAGGCCGAGUUUGAGUUCCUCAAGGUGAGCCAGAGGUUGACUGAGUAUGGGGUCCAUUUCCAUCGGGUGCUCCCAGAGAAGAGAUCUCAGACGGGCAUCAUGCUGGGUGUCUACUCCAAGGGGGUGCUCAUUUUUGAAGUCCUGAACGGAAAUCGCGCGCCGGUGCUGAGGUUCCCCUGGAGGGAGACCAAGAAGAUUUCCUUUACAAAAAAGAAGAUUUGCCUUCAGAACACAUCGGACGGGAUUAAGCACCUUUUUCAGACGGACAGCAGCAGGACCUGUCAGUAUCUCCUGCAGCUGUGCUCCGACCAGCACAAGUUCCACCUGCAGAUGAAGGCCCGCCAGAACAACCAGGAGCUGCAGGAUCUAGCAGAGAACUGCCCCCUGAGCAGCCUGCAGUAUUCCCUGGACCCUCGGAGCGCCGACGCCACGGGCAGGUCGGUGAGCUCGGGCAGCCUGGCCCCAACCCUGUCCACGCGCUCCAACCCGGACCACCUGAAGCGGAUCUCCUACUCGGAGCUGGCCCUCAACAAGGCUCAGUCGGGCUCCGUCCUCGUCCAGGACGACUUCCGCUUCCCCGGCUUCCACCCGGCGGGGCCCUCCAUCCUCUCCAACCCCCGGGUCAUGAGCCGCUCCCACCACAACCUGGCGCAGAUGCCGGAGUCCCCCGGGCGCCCGGCGGCGGGGGACCCGUAUCGGGGCCCGUCGCACAUCCGGAUGGCCCAGCCGCCGUCCAGCCCGGCCUUAGCCGCCCGCCUCCACCAGCACCAGCGGGCCAGCUCCGACACGGACUCCAUCACACAGCCGCACGAGAACAGGCAAGCGGCAGAGCCCCACAGCAGCCCGGCCUGGCGCCUCAGCAAAUCCAAGAAGGACUCUGACUCCUCUUCCACUGAGGACGCGGGCCAAGCGUAUGUAGUAGAUUCUCUGAGAAAAAAGCUGAAAGAGCUGCCAUCCCCAGAGAGAGAAAUCACAACGGUAAAGCUCAAGAAGGAUGCGAAAUACGGACUGGGGUUUCAGGUCACAGGAGGGGAGAACCCCGGCCGGUCGGAGCUCAACACCAUCAUCAGCUCCAUCACUCCCGGGGGUCCCGCUGAUGUCAACGGCUGUCUCAGACCCGGGGACCGGCUGAUCUCUGUGAACAGCUUAAACCUGGAGGGAUUCUCUCACGCCACCACGGUCGACAUCCUGCAGAACGCUCCCGACGACGUCACUCUGGUUGUGUCACAGCCCAAAGAAAGACUUUACAAAGAAUCUUCCUCAGAAUACGCCCCAAACCAGCCCCCCUCUUCAUUUAAGUCCCCUAGCGCAGCUCAAGGGCUAGAACGAGACUUUGACACUUCUUCGGAGGACCGGCCAGUCACAGGAAGCCCCAGCCCGCCCCUCCUCAGUGCCGGCACGUCGUCGGCCUCCUCCCCGCGCCAAAAGCACACCAGCGUCAGCUCUCAGGACUCCAGAGUGAGCGGCGGGGCUAAAAUCAGCCAGCCGCCUCCUAACGGGGUCCAGCAGUGCUUGGAAAGAGCCACAGCGGCCUCCACAGCCAUCGCCCAGCACCAGAGUCCAGAGCCAAAGCCGGGUCUGGAUCCCACCCCGCCGGCCCUGCCGCCCAAAACCAGAAAGGCUAAAGUUUCCGAGGUUCCCAAAGUUUCGGAGCAGUCUGACUGGGGCGAUUCAGACAUGGACGAGGACACUUACUCCAGCGGUCAGGACAAAUUGAAAGUCAAAAAGGAAUGCAUCAAGGAAAAUUUAAAUGGUAAUGCCCCAGUGGUCAAUAGUCUCCAUCCAGGAGAGCUAUUUGACAUUGAGCUGUCCAAAUUAGACAGCGGCCUGGGCAUAAGUGUCACGGGAGGGGUCAACACGACUGUCCGACACGGAGGCAUCUACGUCAAAGGCCUGAUCCCCAAAGGGGCGGCCGAGAUGGACGGAAGGAUCCAGAAAGGAGACCGGGUGGUGGCGGUGAACGGGAAGAGUCUGGAGGGGGCGACCCAUCAGCAGGCGGUGGACGCCCUCAAGAACACGGGGCAGGUGAGGGCCGGAGGAUCGGCGUCGACCCCCAGGGACGGAUUAAGGACGGUGCGCCUGCUGCUGGAGAAAGGCCACCCGCCCGCGGACGGCGCCCGCGCCCCCCUCACGCCGGACCCCACCUCACAGCGCGCCGCCAGGGACCCGGAGCGGCCCCCGGAGUUCAGCUUCAUCACAAACGCCUGGGUAAUAAGCCUGCAGGGGGCUCUCAGGAGGCGGCGUCUUUAUCACAACCUGGCCCGUGUCCCAACAGAUAACGUGUUCGAGGUGUGCCUGCUGAAGAACACGUCGGGGCUGGGCUUCAGCUUCAGCCGCGAGGAGCACGUCCCCGACGAGCCCCACGGCUCCAGCAUGGUGAGGGUCAAAAAGCUGUUCCCGGGCCAGCCGGCAGCGGAGAGCGGCCGGAUCAGCGUGGGCGACGUCAUCCUACGGGUCAACCAGACCCGCCUCAAAGGACUCUCGCAACAUCCACAAGUGCAGCUUAUCACAGAUUGGCUCAUUCUGUAUUGUGUUCUGGUGCCCAAAGGAGGUGAUAUCAGCCCUGAGAGGGACGGGGCAGGAGAACGGCGUCCCCCCCCCGGCACGCCGGGCAGCCAGGGGCCGGGCCCCGUGGAGGAGGCCCUGGAGAGGCUGCAGCUGAAGAGCCCCGGCCGCCACAACAGCUACAGCGACAGCACGGACGGGGACGAGGAGGUGGAGGAGGCCUUCAGCCCCGGCACGCCGGCCUGGGAGCGCAGCCUCUACCAGACGCCCGCCGGCGAGCCGGACAACACCUUCCACUCGGCCUUCUACUCCCCGAACCUGUCCAUGACCAGGUCAAACCUGAGCAGCAGAUCACCUGACGUUCAGUCGACCACGCACCCGGGGAACCCCCCCGCCGGCGCCCCCAGCCCAGAUCCCCUCCCUCCCCCGAUGCCCCUGCCCCUAAACUUCAGCGUGCCCGGCAACAGGGACGACAUGGAGGAGUUCGUCCCAGUAAGAAAGACUAGAACCAGUGAGGUGUGA